AUGUCAUUUGAAAACGUUUGUAAAGAGAAAUGCGCAAUGCCAGCCUUCAGUCCACAUAAGCCGAUAACAAUAAAAUUGAAAUUGCGAUUGAGUCAAAUUAUUGAUGUGCAUGAAAUUGACCAAAUUAUGUCAUGUUCUGUAUGGCUGAAGCAGGUAUGGAUUGACAAGAGAUUGUCAUGGGAUCCAAAAAGCUAUGGUGGUGUCAAUGUUCUUUACGUUCCUUAUGAAAUGAUUUGGGUGCCGGACAUCGUUCUCUACAAUAAUGCCGACUCUUAUUACAACAUCACGAUUUCAACAAAAGCAACUUUGCAUUUCACUGGUCAGGUCACUUGGGAGCCACCUGCGAUUUUCAAAAGCAUGUGUCAAAUUGAUGUCAGAUGGUGCGCUACUUGUCAUUACAUCCAACCAAAACCUUUUUAUAAGAUCAGACCUGCUUUUUUAAAGCGUACACGCAAAAUCCGGCACGCUAGAAAAUCCCUGUUUAGCGUUUUGUAA
This is a messenger RNA of Strongylus vulgaris, 495 nucleotides long. The record is from the annotation of a GenBank genome assembly. Lineage: Eukaryota; Metazoa; Nematoda; Chromadorea; Rhabditida; Strongylidae.